AAACACAGGGUCCUCGGCGGAAGGACCACGCUGAGAGGUAAACAAGCGAUGUAGCGUUAAUUAACACACAAACAUCGAUUUUAGUUGAAUUAACUUGGCGUGUAACCGUUCGUGGGGUGAUGGCAGAUGAUAAUGAGCUGGAAAAACGUGCGGUGGAGGAGCUCCUCAGGGAGACUGACAGAGCUCGGCUGAGAGCAGAGACGAUGGGCCCUGCAGGAUGGUUGAAGUGCCCUCUAAGGAGCACCAACAAACGCUUCCUCCUCAACACCCUGCGCUCCACUGGCCUGCAGCGGCGCAACGGUGAGCCCAGAGCGGGACACUCCGCCACAAGAGGGCGCCUGAGGAGCGGAUCCCCAGAGAGGAGCAGGAGCCGCAGCAAAACACCUACCAGAGAUCCCAGGAGUAAUGGAGGCCACAGAGACCAUAAACAUCAUCACAGAGACAGCCGCAAAAACAAAGAUAAGAAGCUGGCUAGAGAUAGAGACAGGCACAGAGAUGACAGAGACAGCAGACAUGCCGAUGGACAGAACACAGACAAAGACAGACACAGACUUGAUGGGUAACUGUUUGUUGAGGAGCUCUGCUUCUCCAGAGACCAGGAGCACAUAGGUGGACCUGAAACUGAGCUUUUACUGGAUCAAACGCCUCAGAGCUGCAGACAGGUGGAGAGAAUCUGUCCUGCUCAUCUGGAGUGUUGGAAGGAGACAGAAAACUUUAUAUUCCUGCUGUUAAAAAGGCACUAAGUAGAGGAGUUUGGCUUAUCUUUUGAGGUUCAGUAAGCGGUAUUUGAUCCCCAGUAGCAGCCAACAUAAAAUCAUUUUAAUGUUCUUUUUUUUUAGCUUUUCAGUAAAAUGUGGGUGAAUAAAAUGUUAAUUGGCCUCUAUUUUCCCAGGAAA
Messenger RNA from Acanthochromis polyacanthus (spiny chromis), 896 nucleotides. RefSeq lists its product as uncharacterized. The transcript is spliced from 3 exons. NCBI's taxonomy places the organism in Eukaryota, Metazoa, Chordata, Actinopteri, Pomacentridae. The record is from RefSeq and is a predicted model, not a curated record. Bases 120 to 563 code for a protein of 147 amino acids.